AUGGAAAGCGACUCAGACGUUGCGAUAGAAGAUACCCUCUCAACCCUGAGAGACGCACCAGCCUGCGACUUUCUAGCAAAGCACCACCACAAGUUCUACUUGAAGAACCAUGACCCAAAAUUACUCGACAGCGCUAUCCUCUGCGCGCGAAGGGCAGUUGAAGUCUGCUCUUCCAUGAACCCGCUUCUACGCACAUGCUGCUUCCGCGCCGCCAACUACCUUAACUUGAGACAUCGGCGCUCAAACGAGCCCUGUGAUGCCGACCUUGACGACGCGCUUAAGUACUUAGAGAAGGCGGCGAAUACGUUACUUGAUAGUGAGAGCGUGCGCCAAAAGGCGAAGCGGCUAGCUGUCAAGGCAGACUGCCACUUCCGCCUAUUCCAGGCUGGGAGGUAUGGGGAUUUCAGCAAGGCGCUAUAUGCGUUUGACGAGGCUUUGAAAAUCUGGAAGGAAAUUGGUGAUUGGAAGAAGACCGCUCGAACUCUAUGGGAUAUUACGGCCCUUCACGCGGCCAAAUUCGACAAGGACUGGAACAAAGAUCUAAGUCUUCUGGACCUUUCCGUGGAUUAUGUCGACAAGGCAAUUGAGGCAUGUGGUGAAGACAGUGAGCUUCGAGCUGAGCUUUUGGGGGACAAGAUUAGGCUCCUGGAGCGCCGAGCUGAGCAUAACGACACGAAAAAAGAACAAAAUUACAAGGCAGCCUUCGAACUCGCCGAGUGGGUUAUACGCGAAUGCGGCGACCCGGAGCAGAACCCCAAGAGCAUGAUCAUGAACUACCAACGCUGGAUUAAAGAUCCGUCCCUCAAUCUGGAAGCAUUGAAACAGACCAUGGCCCCUUCGCAAUAUUAUGGAGCUACCUUCCCACAACGAGUUUAUGAUGCUACGUUCAAGGUCCAUGAGGCCUCAGAGAAAAACUUCCAUGACCAAUACCAAACGGCUCUAAGAGCUGCAAUUUGCCAGGGGCCAGGGCUCAACUCUGCCAUAUAUGCACAAGAACAGCUUGUUGCGCAUCUUCUGGAAUCGGUGAAGGACAAGGACCAAGGUGAACAGCAGGCGGAAGCCCUGGAUAAAUUGGCUUUAUUACAGCAGCUACGCUAUGAAGAGCGUCGUGGAAUGAACGAUUUGCUCGGAGUGGCUGAUAGCUUGAACAAGGCCGUGUCAAAAACAUCUGAUGAGCAUACUAGAAAGCUUCUUGAGCGCCUUCGGCGCGCUGCUAAAUGGUAUGCAAAUUCACAUGAUAAGGUUGGAUCCCUAAAGCAGACCGAAUGGGUGGAGAGAGGAAUAGCAGCGGCCCAAACAGCAGUUGAUGUAGCAGAGGGCGAUAUGACUAUAAGCAACCGGGAAAAGGCAGCAGCUUACAAUCUCCUCGGCCACUGUCUGGUCGAGCAAUUCGAACUGGACAUCGAAGAUUACGAUGUGAUUGAAGCCGCUAUUGAAGCAGGCCAAAAAGCGGUUAAGCUGAUGGAAACGAACGAAGACAAUGAAAGCGACGAGGCUUUCAAAGAAGAACGGGAGGGAUAUGACCAAGAUUGUGAUCACUGGAUGGAGCGAGAGAAGGAAGCGACAAAGUGGGGCAGAUAG
Aspergillus mulundensis is the source of this 1581-nucleotide messenger RNA. RefSeq lists its product as uncharacterized. NCBI's taxonomy places the organism in Eukaryota, Fungi, Ascomycota, Eurotiomycetes, Eurotiales, Aspergillaceae. The record is from RefSeq and is a predicted model, not a curated record. The transcript has a single exon. Gene Ontology annotation, molecular function: protein binding. The coding region runs from base 1 to 1581 and encodes 526 amino acids.